Messenger RNA from Juglans regia (Persian walnut), 1771 nucleotides. Its product is annotated as rop guanine nucleotide exchange factor 3. Gene Ontology annotation, molecular function: guanyl-nucleotide exchange factor activity. The record is from RefSeq and is a predicted model, not a curated record. The transcript has 7 exons. NCBI's taxonomy places the organism in Eukaryota, Viridiplantae, Streptophyta, Magnoliopsida, Fagales, Juglandaceae. Bases 140 to 1540 code for a protein of 466 amino acids.
AAUCAGAGUCCCACCAAAAUACCUAUGUCUGAAUGUGAUAAUGAGGUUCUGAAAUCUUUGAGCCCACUAACCCAUUCCGUGAGAGUUUCAUGAUUGCGUGCAGGUUUGAGCAAUUUAGAGCAUAAGUUACAAAACUCGAAUGGAUAAUUUGUCGAAUUCUGAUGAUUAUGAUCUGGGUUAUCAACCUUCAGUUUCUUCAGUGGAUCAAAAUGAUCUAUCAACUUCAGAAACUCCAGGGCGUUCUACGAUGAGUGGGAGCCCUUUUGCAUACUGUAGGACUAAUUCUGAGGCCUCAGCCUUCUCAGAGCCUACAGACGGAAACAGCUUUUCUAGUGAACCUUCUCCUUCCCCCUGGCCAGUAGCCAAAUCCAGAUCCCUCUACAGACUACCAAUGAAGCCCCACAGGCAAGUUGUGGACGAUAAACUUGAUGAUCAUGAAUCUACUGAUUUAGAGCUUGAAAUGAUGAAGGAAAGAUUUGCAAAACUUCUGUUGGGUGAAGACAUGUCUGGAGGUGGGAAAGGUGUCUGCACUGCUGUGACUAUCUCAAAUUCCAUAACAAACCUCUACGCAACUGUAUUCGGCCAAAACUUAAGGUUAGAGCCUCUGAGUCCUGAGAAGAAGGCUUUGUGGAAAAGAGAAAUGUAUUGUCUUCUAUCUGUGUGUGAUUACAUAGUGGAGUUUAGCCCAACCUUGAAAGAUUUAGAUGAUGGGACAACUGUGGAGAUGAUGGCAAGUACAGCAAGAUCGGAUAUUUAUAUUAAUCUUCCUGCAUUGCAGAAGCUUGACAUGAUGCUCAUAGAAAUAAUGGAUAGUUUUGAAGAUACGGAAUUCUGGUACGCGAAACAGGGGAGCAUGUCGGGGAAUUCAGUUCGUUCAGGCUCAUUUCGAAGGGUUUCUCGGCGGAAAGAAGACAAAUGGUGGUUGCCAGUUCCAUGUGUUCCUCCAGGUGGCCUCUCUGAGAAGGCAAGGAAGCACUUGCAACACAAACGGGACUGUGCUAAUCAAAUUCACAAGGCCGCCAUGGCAAUUAACAGUACUAUUCUUGCAGAGAUGGAAAUCCCAGAAUCAUUCGUGGCAACUCUUCCAAAAAGUGGAAAAUCAUGUCUAGGAGAAUCGAUUUACCGCUGUAUGUGUACCGGAGAUAAAUUCUCACCAGAACAUUUUCUUGACUGUCUGAAUAUAACAUCCGAACAUGAAGCACUUGAGCUUGCAGACAGGGUUGAAGCUUCUAUGUACACAUGGAGGCGUAAAGCAUGUAUGAGCCAUUCAAAGUCAUCCUGGGACCUGGUAAAGGAUCUCAUGGCUGACUCUGACCGGAGUGACAAAAAUCAUGUUCUAGCAGAGAGAGCUGAAAGUUUACUGUUCUGCCUCAAACAGAGGUAUCCUGAGCUAUCACAGACAACAUUGGACACUAGCAAGAUUCAGUACAAUAGGGAUGUGGGGCAAGCAAUAUUAGAGAGCUACUCAAGGGUGUUGGAAGGCCUAGCGUUCAACAUUGUAGCUUGGAUUGAAGAUGUUAUUUUUGUAGACAGAACAUGAGAAAUGAACAAUAAGGCCAGAAAUGGGUCCGAUAUAUCUUAGUCCCAGUGCUUUCCUUGAGCUACUAUUCUUUUCUUUUCACAAACUUUUGCUGCAAACUUUUCCAGGAGGUUAAAAAAAAUGCAGUGGAUGAUCCUAGGAAGUUUACUUGUAUGUUUAUGAGCUUAAAAAUGUUAGCUAUAAUAUGUACAACAUUUUCCACAACCUUUUAAUGAUUUUUAGCCUAAAUUG